This is a messenger RNA of Botrytis cinerea B05.10, 1928 nucleotides long. RefSeq lists its product as hypothetical. The record is from RefSeq and is a predicted model, not a curated record. NCBI's taxonomy places the organism in Eukaryota, Fungi, Ascomycota, Leotiomycetes, Helotiales, Sclerotiniaceae. The transcript has a single exon. The coding region runs from base 310 to 1680 and encodes 456 amino acids.
GAUUUUUAUUUGACCACGGAACAUUCGCACAGUGCUUGAACAAUUCGAAACUCGAGAAGAAUUAACAAAAAAGAAAAGUAAUGUCCUCAAGGCGGUCUCGUCGUCUUCAUUGAGGUUUCAAGUCAAAGCGGGCCCCCUUGUGAUUGGUCAUCACGAAGUCCAAACAUCUUUCUUAAAACACACCUCGCACAGUCUCUCCCUGAGCCACCAAGAUCAAAGCACAACUUCAGACUCAUUCAAAAUGUCGACCCUCGAGAUGGUUUCCCUUCAUUUUCAUUAUCGAAUAUCGCCUUACAAAUUGCAAGCAAAAUGCAGCUUCCAAAUGGUGUCAAUCGCAAAUAUGCCAUCUUAGCAGGCUUCGCUCUAGGAUUGGCCUGGCUUUGGUUUGCGUUUGACCGUCCUCAAGUUAUACCUACACAUAUCAUCUGGAAUGCCAACUCGGGCGGCCCGCAAACAAACAUACCUGCUUCCACCUUAGACCAAAAGGAUGUAUUCGAUUUCCCGCACGUCAAUUCCGAGGUUAUGAGAGCAGUUUGUGCGACACAAACGUGGAACUCGAGCGUCAUAUUUACAUGCGAUAGCAAUCAAGGAGGAGUUGGACAUGUGCGAAACUCUAUACUUAAUUGCGUGCGAUACGCUAUUGGUGCAGGUGGUAGCUUGGUUAUGCCAAAUAUCAAGCUGAGGGAGGAUAUUCAGGAAUUAAACAUGAUGCCAAGUGAGGAAGGGGAGAAAUCUCACAUGGGCAAACGGCAUGGGCUUGGCUGGAAGGGCCUGGAUUACAUGUUUGAUGCGGAUCAUUUCAAAAAAUCUUUGAAGAUGUCAUGUCCCGAAUUGAAUGUUAUCGACCAUAUGGAACAAACUGUUAAUGAGAGAAGACGCGGACUUCUGCCCGAGAGCUUAUUUAUCAAUCGACCAACAAGUGGAUUGGAACAUCCAGAGGAAUGGCAGGAAAAGUUACAUGAUUGGAUCGAGAAAUGGAUGUCACCAACACCACAAUCGAUACCAAUAGUUGUGGACCUGGAACAAUCAAAUCUCCAAUACCCAACUCAUGCCGAUGGUCAUGUCUUCGCUCAUGAGUUUGGACAAAUAAUGAAAUUCCGACCAGAUGUUCGUCGCCUCGCAACCUCGACUCUACGCGAAAUUUCAAACUGGUACGAUGUACCACUUAAUGUCAGCUCCGCAAUUGUUACCCCUUCAUUCUUAGGCGUACAUUUGAAGACUGAGCCGGAGGGGGCUGAGAAGCGACAUGUUGCUGCUGCUCCAUUUAUGCACUACCACGGUCAAGCCGAAGCAUACAUUUCACUGGCUAAGUCGAUGAAAACGCCACUCAUAUACGCUGCCUCUGGUGAUAUUGAUUCUACUCACAAAUUGGCAGUGGAGGCUAAAACUCAUGGCAUUGAUGUCACCCACAAAGAGGAUCUCCUGAAGAAUCACGAGCGAGAAGAGCUAUCUCAUUUGAGAUGGGAUCAGAGAGCUUUAAUUGAUUACCUUGUAGUCUUACGGGGAGAAUAUUUCGCCGGUGUGGGCCAUUCAAUGUUCUCAUGGAAUGUAAUGUUGAAGAGACAUGAGUCCGCACUGUUGAAGCAAAAGUUGCACGACGAAACUUAUGCUGAUGAUCUGAGUAGUCUCUAUGGUGUUAGAGAGAGUUAUUUGGACUCGGCAAAGUGUAUGUGGGCUUAAUUUUAUUUGAAUGAUUUGCGUUGGAGUACAGGAUGUUUUGGAAUAUAUUGCUUGGAUAAGCAAUGGGGUAUAUAUACAGAGCUUGCUGGGCUAGCUACUGUUGUAGGUUGAGACAGAAUUUAAUACAUUAUCACAUUUAUUUCUACAAGUUACGUAUCUUCUACGUACUUCAGGUUUCCAUCAUCAACAUCAUCGCAUUUUCCGAACGCAGGUUCCAUUCUAUUGUUCAAGAAAUAUUAUAUGUUCGA